Molecule: messenger RNA, 1119 nt
Organism: Plasmodium falciparum 3D7
Lineage: Eukaryota; Apicomplexa; Aconoidasida; Haemosporida; Plasmodiidae
Source: RefSeq, a predicted model, not a curated record
AUGAGCACAUUUCUUUUCAACAAAAAGGAUGUCAUUCUUUAUUUCGCUUUUGUUUUUUUUUCGUUUUUUAUAAACUAUAAUAAUUCACACAUAUUUAAUAAUGACGAUCGAAAAUUAAAAACACUGUUCAAUCGAAUUUGUCAUAAAAUAUUUUCAUCUGAACAUAUCGGAAAUGUAAACAGAAGAAAUGGAAUCGUAGAAAGCUGUACUUUUGGUGGAAGUGAAAAAGAAAAGAAAAGAAAUUCAAGUACAUUUGAAUGUAUAAAUCAUAAGUUGUUAAAAAAAAGUAAAAUCUUAUUUUACAUUUGGUCUAAUAAUUUACAAAAAAUAAGAGUUAAUGAAAUAAUGGAGAAAGAGAAAAUAUUUAUUGACCUAAAUGAAGAAUAUAUUUAUUUAAAAAAAAAAGAAAGAAAAGAAAAAACUCAUGAACUAAAUUAUAUUGAUUUAUCAACUUUUCCAACUUAUUGUUCAUUUUAUAAAUUGAAAGUACAAGAUUUAUUAUAUUAUGAUAAAAAAAUAAAUUAUUAUAGUAAAAGAUACUUUAUAAAAACUGAUCAUUUAAAUAGUGAUCCAUUAAAUGAAAAUGCAACUAUUUUUAUUUGGGGUAAUAAAUAUGAAAAUUUACAAAAUUCAAAAAAUAAAAUUUAUAAAAAUUUUCAUAAUAUAUUAUACUAUUAUAUUACUAUCCUUAUGAACAAUAUAUUGAAUCAUACAUUCUAUUUUGUCUUUAAUAUGAAUAAAGAGAAGAAUUAUGAAAAUUUUAUUAUUUAUAAAAACAAAUAUAUAUAUCCAUUUAAAAAUAUUCAACUUAAUUAUGAUAAACACAAAGAUAUAAAUAAUAUUAUUUCUUUAAAAAAUUCAAAUGUACAAAAUAAUAAUGAAACAAUAACAGAUUUUUACCUAGUGGAAAUUUGUCAUUCCUUAAAAGGUAUAACAUUCAAACAAAAUCAUAACAUCUUAAAGAAAAAAUUAAACAACAUAUAUUUUAAUAUAGAAUUUGUUACAUAUAUAUUUCAAUUUCCUCCAGUAUUCUAUCACAUCAUAUUUAUCAUAUUUUUUUCACUACUAAUUACUUAUGUAUUUUAUAAAAUUUUUAUCAAAUAUAAAACGUACAUAUGA